AUGGAACCCGUUUGGAGUAGUCGCUUUUUCUUCUGUUUUGCAUUUUCAAUAUUAUCAGUUACCAUUGUUUGUUUUACAGAAGCAAAGAGCGAAGGGUUUAGUCUUGAACUAAUCCAUCGUGACUCCCCAAAGUCUCCCAUUUACAACCCAAAACAAACUCACUAUGAACGAGUCUUCAAUGCCAUACGUCGUUCUUUUAAUCAUGUCAACCGAUUCAAUCCAAAUACAGCACAAGCUGAUAUAAUCUCCGACCAUGGUGAGUAUCUUAUAAAUAUUUCAAUCGGUUCCCCACCUUUUCAGAUUCUCGCCAUUGCCGAUACUGGUAGUGAUCUUAUAUGGACACAAUGCAAACCUUGCUCUGAGUGUUUCGACCAAGAAGCUCCUUUUUUCGACCCCACAAAAUCCUCUACCUACAAACAACUUUCUUGCUCCUCAAACCAAUGUCAAACCCUUGAGGGUUCAUCUUGCUCCAACGACCAAACUUGCCUAUAUUCAGUUUCUUACGGUGACAAUUCCUUCUCACGUGGCGAUCUUGCUAUCGAUACUGUUACUUUGGGUUCAACAUCUAGCCGCCCUGAGAGUCUGCCGAAAACCAUCAUCGGUUGCGGACACCAAAAUGAUGGUACUUUUGAUAAUAAAACAACUGGCAUAGUUGGGCUUGGAGGCGGUGAGGUAUCCCUUGUUACUCAAUUGGGUGAUUCAAUUGGUGGCAAAUUUUCUUACUGCUUGAUUCCAUUGUCAUUCUCAUCAUCAGAGGAUAAUGCUUCAAGCAAACUUAACUUCGGUAGCAAUGGCGUCGUUUCGGGUUCUGGCGUCGUUUCGACUCCUUUGAUUUCUAAAGAACCAAAAACUUUCUACUUUGUUACACUUGAAGCAAUCAGUGUUGGCAACAAUAAUAGAAUUGUUUUUAAUGAUUCCUCAGAAGGAGAUUUGGAGGGUAACAUUAUAAUCGAUUCAGGGACUACAUUGACGUUUUUGCCGGAAUCAUUCAACUCUAAAAUGAUCUCAGCUGUUUCAGAAGCCAUUGAUGCUGAGCCUAUCAAAGACUCGAGGGCGGUACUUGAUCUAUGUUACAGUGCGAGGAGUGAUUUGAAUGUUCCAAAUAUAACAGUACAUUUCACUGGUGCGGAUGUGACGUUAAGUCCUUUGAACACAUUCAUCAGAAUUAGUGAGGAAGUUGUUUGUUUCACAUUUAUGGGUGAUAAAGAUGAACGAAGCCUUCCAAUUUACGGUAACUUGGCGCAGACCAAUUUUUUGGUUGGGUAUGAUACUGAGAAAAAGACUCUGUCUUUUAAACCAACCGAUUGCACCAAGGCGUGA
Messenger RNA from Pistacia vera, 1320 nucleotides. RefSeq names its product aspartic proteinase CDR1-like. Gene Ontology annotation, biological process: proteolysis. Gene Ontology annotation, molecular function: aspartic-type endopeptidase activity. The transcript has a single exon. Bases 1 to 1320 code for a protein of 439 amino acids. Lineage: Eukaryota; Viridiplantae; Streptophyta; Magnoliopsida; Sapindales; Anacardiaceae. Gene Ontology annotation, cellular component: extracellular region. The record is from RefSeq and is a predicted model, not a curated record.